AUGGAACUGGACGUAGAUAGCAUCAUCGAGCGCUUGCUCGAAGUUCAAGGCAAUAGGCCGCUGCGCACUGUGCAGCUGAGCGAGGAGGAGAUCCGCGGACUGUGCCUCAAAAGCCGCGAGAUCUUCCUGUCGGAGUCAGUGCUCCUGGAGUUGGAGGCGCCGAUCAAGAUCUGCGGCGACAUCCACGGGCAGUACUACGAUCUCCUGCGGCUGUUCGAGUACGGCGGGUUCCCGCCGUCCUCCAACUACCUCUUCCUCGGGGACUACGUGGACCGAGGCAAGCAGUCUCUGGAGACCAUUUGUUUGCUCCUGUCCUACAAGAUCAAGUACCCGGAGAAUUUCUUCCUGUUGCGUGGGAACCACGAGUGCGCGUCCAUCAACCGCAUCUACGGUUUCUACGAUGAGUGCAAGCGCCGCUACAGCGUGAAGCUGUGGAAGGUCUUCACGGACUGCUUCAACUGCCUGCCUGUGGCUGCGAUCAUCGACGAUAAGAUAUUCUGCAUGCAUGGCGGCCUCUCGCCGGAGCUGAACUCCAUGGACCAGAUCCGGCAGAUUGCGCGGCCAACCGACGUGCCGGACACCGGGCUGCUCUGCGACCUUCUCUGGAGCGAUCCCGACCCGAACACCAUGGGGUGGGGAGAAAACGACCGAGGAGUCUCGUUCACCUUCGGUUCCGAUAUCGUUGUCAACUUCCUGAUGAAGCACGAGCUCGACCUCAUCUGCCGCGCACACCAGGUGGUGGAGGACGGGUACGAGUUUUUCUCCAAGCGACGCCUCGUGACGCUUUUCAGCGCACCCAACUACUGCGGGGAGUUUGACAACGCAGGUGCCAUGAUGAGCGUCGACAAGACGCUCAUGUGUUCGUUCCAGAUACUGAAGCCGGUGGACCGCAAGCGGCUAAAAUGA
Molecule: messenger RNA, 906 nt
Organism: Babesia bigemina
Lineage: Eukaryota; Apicomplexa; Aconoidasida; Piroplasmida; Babesiidae
Product: Ser/Thr protein phosphatase family protein, putative
Exons: 1
Coding region: 1-906 (301 amino acids)
Cellular component (GO): nucleus; cytoplasm
Molecular function (GO): protein serine/threonine phosphatase activity
Source: RefSeq, a predicted model, not a curated record